Messenger RNA from Hyalella azteca, 2211 nucleotides. Its product is annotated as BTB/POZ domain-containing protein 6. Gene Ontology annotation, cellular component: cytosol. The coding region runs from base 374 to 1702 and encodes 442 amino acids. NCBI's taxonomy places the organism in Eukaryota, Metazoa, Arthropoda, Malacostraca, Amphipoda, Hyalellidae. The record is from RefSeq and is a predicted model, not a curated record. The transcript has 8 exons. Gene Ontology annotation, molecular function: protein binding. Gene Ontology annotation, biological process: neurogenesis.
CCUUGUGGUGCGAAGUGAAGUUCUGUCUGCCACGAAUAUGUGAUAGUUUUAUUAUUGAUACUUGUAACAGUGAAACUCUUUCGAUAAUAUAUUAAUUUUUUUUAAAUUAAUUGGUGAAGAGUUAUUGAAACUGUUCACACUGACAGAUCGGCCACAUUAUCCCCUCCCCAUAUUAAGAUCAUUAACGUGGCGAAAGCAUCUAUUGCCAAAAGUUUGGUCGUCCUACAGAGUGUUGACAUGGCUUAGAAACGAGACACCAGAGGACUGGCAGUUAGGAGAUCCCCAUGGAGAGAUAGGAGCUGAAGUACCCCACACCCCCUCCAAGAGACGCGUUCUUCUCUUUAACUGGAAUCUCUAGAAUUUAAUUCGAACAAUGUCCGGGAGUGGCAAAGUAGUUCGGUUCGCUGAUGAAACCGCAAGAAAGAGACCGUGGCAAGACUCCCUGAACACCUCGUCUCAGGUUCUAAGUUUCCUGCUCUCGACGGGAAUGCUCUCGGACAUUACCUUCGCAGUUGGACCCGACGGGAGGCAAUUUAGAUUACACCGCCUGAUACUCGCGACGAGAAGUCAGGUGUUCGAGGAGAUGCUCGUGAUCGACACGCGCUACGCCUCAAGUGAUGACGUCAUCGGUGUAAGGAGCGAUCCCGUGCCUGGCUUCCACUGGCUCAUGCAGCACAUAUACUGCGACAAAACUGACAUUGACAGCUUGGAAUUGGCACUACAAAUUCUCGAAUUAUCGGAAAAAUACAUGGUGGGAGGAGCAUAUGACUGCUGUCUCAAGUACCUGAGAACAUCGGUGAAACGUAACAAUGUUUUAAAUCUCUACAAAUUUCUGGUCUCAACUCGAUCGGAUAACGAUGUCCUCUUCUCCUUAUGUCGAAAGGUCUUUAAUGAUAACGGCAACUCAGUAUUGACGUCGCCGGCCUUACUGAAGCUGCCAGUCAACUGCCUGACAUCGCUUCUGAAAGAACCUCUCAGCGUCAGCUCAGAAGUAGUAAUUUUCAACGCCGUCGUGUCUUGGGGUAAAGCGCAAUUGAAACCCAAAGGGCUCACCUGCACAGCGAAAAAUUUAAGGCGGGAGGUGGAACCCUUGAUUCCAUACAUUCGAUUUUUUACGAUGACGUCGGAAGAUUUCGUAAAGAACGUUCUAGUGGCUGACGUGCUAACGUCAGACGAGAGCGUAGUCGCCCUCAAACAAAUAGCUUUGCCUGACGUCUCAGUGGCGGACGUCGACGGUGUAAAACUCAAUCCUUCGAGGGAGUGCAGGAUUCAGCUCAUCACCAAGGAGCGCACGAGACAGUGCGUGUGUGAAGGCGUGACGCGAUCGUGGCUCACGCGCGUCUGCUUUGAGUUUCAUCUCACGGUCUCUGACAACGUCGUGCUGCUCGGCCUCAAAUUCCUCGUCGAGAAUUCCUCUGCCCCGAUUGAUCUGGAAAUAUCAAGAGAAGAUUCGCCGAAAUCUGUGCUAAGCUCAAGCCAGUGCCAGAGCAACGACCCUCACUGCCAGAACGUGACGGCGACGUUCCUAAGUCCGCCUCACCUACGGGAAAGCGUUGGAUAUUUGGUUAAAAUUUCGGCAGCUAAAGGAGGCUCAGGGCUGUCGAUUUUCGGAGCAGAACACAAAGCUGCUACUUUUACUGAAGCUGGCAUCACCUUUACGCUGGCCCCAGGUGUUUUCCCUCAAGAUAUUACCUUCAUUUAGGAAUACGUUUAAAUAAUUAUGCUGAUUUGUAACGAGAUUUUUUUGUCCUAAUAAUGCAGUUUAUGUAAUUUUGAAAGGUAGAGAAUGAUUGAAUUGUCCACUGGCUUACGCAGUGCCAUCACUGAAGAAAUUUGUACAAUUAAUUGCUUAUGAAAUUUGAUCCGUCCUGCCUACAUUUUUGUUUUGUGUAAUAGUUGAUCGCAUUCGCAUGACGAGUUUAAUUAAAUAUUUUAAUAUUUCCUACUCAACUUUGAUGCUAUGGCCGCAUUUAAGUGAUUUUAAUACUUUAUUAAUCACUCAUUACUCUGCUUAACUUCAGGCAUAAUAUUAGUUAUUGAUUAUUUGUUAUCGAAGAGCACACUAUUAAAUCUAAUUAUGAUAAAACCUAAGUUAUUUUCAAGUCGAAAUAUAAAUGCAUAUCUUCUUUCAAUUCCCAUGUCAGCCUCUCAAUAUCAAGAUCAUUAUAGUGAAGACUACAGUAUUGAACUUAAUAAACAUAAUUUUUCGUA